GCGGCAGUCCAUGUGUCUAGUAUGCUCUCCAAAGGCAAGUUUAAUGAAUUGAGAAGUGUGAUGUCAAAAGAGGCUGUUGACCGUGUCAGAAAGCAGUGUAAAACUCUGUCAGAGGCCCAACAAAGACAUCUUGCGAUUUCCCUCGAUGACAUUAUAUUUCUGCUGCCUGAGGAUGUGUCUGUAUUCUUUGACCAGAGCAGCAGAAAGUUUCUUUACAUCACGAUGAGGCUUUGGUUUCUGUCCAGCGCAGACGUACCUGAGGACCCAGAGAGCUCCCGCAUCUUCAAGAUGGACAUAACUGAAGAUGGUCCUCAAAAGAAGAUCAUCACAGCUGUGUACGAGUAA
Molecule: messenger RNA, 345 nt
Organism: Sinocyclocheilus rhinocerous
Lineage: Eukaryota; Metazoa; Chordata; Actinopteri; Cypriniformes; Cyprinidae
Exons: 3
Biological process (GO): protein insertion into mitochondrial inner membrane from matrix
Cellular component (GO): mitochondrial inner membrane
Molecular function (GO): ribosome binding
Source: RefSeq, a predicted model, not a curated record